Syngnathoides biaculeatus (alligator pipefish) is the source of this 1525-nucleotide messenger RNA. Its product is annotated as twinfilin-2. Lineage: Eukaryota; Metazoa; Chordata; Actinopteri; Syngnathiformes; Syngnathidae. Gene Ontology annotation, biological process: barbed-end actin filament capping; positive regulation of neuron projection development; actin filament depolymerization. Gene Ontology annotation, cellular component: cytoplasm; actin filament; myofibril. The transcript is spliced from 10 exons. The record is from RefSeq and is a predicted model, not a curated record. Gene Ontology annotation, molecular function: actin monomer binding; actin filament binding. Bases 196 to 1362 code for a protein of 388 amino acids.
UCCCAGUUACUUGAGCGGCGUCCUAUCUCGCUCAGCCAUAAGGUCGCUGACAUCCCUCACAGCUCGACUCAACUGAACUUCAAAAUCGCAGACUUUGUAUUAUUAUUAUUAUUUUGUUCCUCGCUUACUAGUGACUCAUAGCGACCAUUUUGUGAGGGCCUGCCUGCUUGCUUGUCUGACGCUGCUCGAGCCGCCAUGUUUCUGGCCUUGGUGGUGACACCAGAGCUGAGGGAGUUUCUGGCCCGGGCGAGAGGGGGAGCGCUGCGCCUCAUUAAGGUGCGGAUACAAGACGAGCAGCUGGUGCUGGGGGCCUACAGGGAACCAGAGCAGAGCUGGGACCAGGACUACGACCACUUCCUGCUUCCCCUGCUGGACCGCCAGGAGCCCUGCUACGUCCUGUACCGCCUGGACUCCCACAAUGCACUGGGCUUCGAGUGGCUCUUCCUCUCCUGGUCACCUGAUCAGUCUUCCGUCAAAGACAAAAUGUUGUACGCGGCCACUCGCGGCGCCGUCAAGAAGGAGUUUGGCGGCGGCCACGUGAAGUACGAGAUGUUCGGCACGCUGGAGGAAGACGUCUGCCUGUCGGGCUACCAACGUCACGUGUCGUCGUGCUCGGGUCCCGCCCCGCUCACGCUCGCUGAGCGGGAGCUGCAGAGGAUCAAGAUCACCGAGGGCAGAGUCAAACGGGGAAGGCCUCUCUCAUCGGAGCCAAAUGCCUUCCUCGAAUCCGAAGCCGCUCUGUUCUUUGGUUACGACGGAGAACAGCGUGGACAGCAAACAGCAAACCCUCCAAGGCCUGGCUUUCCCGCUGCAGGAGACGGCCCGACGGGCCCUCCGGCAACUUGCGCAGAAGCAGAUCAACUACGUACAGCUGAGAUUGGACAUGGAGCAGGAGACCAUCGAGCUGGUUCAUUCCCACCAGACGGAGACCCGGGAUUUACCGUGCCGCGUUCCCAAAGACACGCCGAGAUAUCACUUCUUCCUCUACAAACACCGCCACGAAGGCGACUACCUCGAAUCCGUCGUGUUCAUCUACUCCAUGCCUGGAUACAGCUGCAGCGUCAAAGAGCGAAUGCUUUACUCCAGCUGCAAGAGUCGACUCCUGGAGGAGGUGGAGAGAGAUUACCAUCUGCAGGUCACCAAAAAGCUGGAAAUCGACGACGGGGACGAGCUGACAGAGGAGUUUCUGUACGACGAGGUCCACCCGAAACAGCACGCGUUCAGGCAGGCCUUCGCCAAGCCGCGCGGACCCGCGGGGAAGAGGGGUCACAAGCGGCUCAUCAAGGGGCCCGGCCCGCAGGACGGCUAGAGGCGGACGGAACCGCUCGGCCGAGGCGUUUCCCGAGGCCCCGCACCUUGUAAAAAAAAUGAAAAAAAUGAUAGAAAAAAAAAAAAAAACAACGCUCGUCCGGCCCAUAAAGACUUUUUGUGACUGCAGGAGACAUUUGUGGUGUAUAAGGCUUCUUGCAUUGUAUACAGUUCAAAAUAAUAUCAGUGUGCUUAAAAAUCUUUAUAUAUAUAUAUA